AUGUUACGGGAUGUCAUCCACGCCGGAGUGGCCCUGCUGGAAGACAUGACGUCGCACCAGCACAACAUCGCCUUCCGCCUGCUUGGAGAUGGGGGCGGCCCGAUCUUCACGCAGAUUCUCCAGGUCUUCCUGCGCCGGCAGACAACUCGGGCAAAGGAGACGGCCGAGCGCUGCGCCCGCGCUUUGGGCGCCCUUUGCCGGGUCGGAAGGUGCAACGCGAAGGAGCUCCUGCUUUCUCAAGGAGCCGCGGACGCCUUGAAGGCAGCAUGCAUGGCAGGUGGCGCGGCUGGGGAGGAAGCAGCGUCGGCCCUGGUGUCGCUGUUAAGCCUGCAGGACCACGAGGUUUAA
Symbiodinium natans is the source of this 348-nucleotide messenger RNA. The record is from the annotation of a GenBank genome assembly. NCBI's taxonomy places the organism in Eukaryota, Dinophyceae, Suessiales, Symbiodiniaceae.